This is a messenger RNA of Tetranychus urticae (two-spotted spider mite), 2159 nucleotides long. RefSeq lists its product as uncharacterized. NCBI's taxonomy places the organism in Eukaryota, Metazoa, Arthropoda, Arachnida, Trombidiformes, Tetranychidae. The record is from RefSeq and is a predicted model, not a curated record.
CGAUAGUAUUAUUCACAAAUAAAAUAUUGCUUUGCAACUACAUGACGAAACAUUCGCUCGUUUGCAACAAGCUACAAUUGUAUCUUCAACUUAAAUUGUAUCACUCAUUUCCUAUUUACAGUGCGUAAUUCAAAUCUUAUAACAACGAAUCAACAAAAGUUUAUUUAAUUAUAAUAAAACAAAUAUGAAUACAAUUAAUCCAUUAAAGCGUCCAUUAACAGUGCCAAACGAACCUUUGAAAUUGUUGGUUUGCAGGAUUUGUGAAAAAAAUGAUGUUUUGUUGAACCUGAAAACUUGUGGAUGCAUUUUCUGUGACUCUUGUGACGGUGAUCCUCGCUAUAAUUGUAAGUCAUGCAAAUCUGAGCUCGAUCAAAAGAUGAAAUUGUCGUUCACAAUGAAUCCAAGAUGCAAGUAUUAUGGACACAAGUGCUAUAAUAUUGCUGAAUAUAAGUGUAAAUGUCUUAACUGUUUUGUUUGCAGUUCAUGCCUUAUCUACAAUCACAGGAAAAGGGUCCGCGAAUCUUGUGUUCCUGAAAUAUUGAACCGCGAAAUUACCACUAAUGAUGAAAUAUGUCAAUUGUGCAAAGAAUUUUAUGCUGGAUUUAGAAUGACUUCACAACCGUAUUCAAAAAUUUGUUUGGACUGUAAAACAAAUAGUAAUGCUGCAUGUACUCCAAUUGAAGAAACUUCUGAUACAGAAGUAGAUUGGAAUCAGUUUUAUAAAGAUUUUGAACAAUUUUCACAAAAUGUGCCAGAUAAAAUUGGAAAAAUUAAGGAUGAAUUAAUAUCAACCAAAUUAGCUAUUAUACGGGAGAAAACUAAAUGCGACAGGGUAACAGAUGACAUUCAGAGAUUUUUCUUCAAACAUAGAGCACAAUAUGAAAUUUACAUUCGCUCACUUGAACAGAAACAUGAGAAUUUCAUAAAGAUUUCAGACAUUUUGAAGCCUGAUGGCAAAGUUAAGACCAUUUUGGAUCUACUCAAAAACAAACAAUUGACCUUACAUGGAGAACCAGGAAAAGAGCAAAUGAUUAAUUUGUUGAACUAUUAUCAAGAAAAAAAUAGCUACAAUCCUCGGUGUCCUGUCACUGAAAAAAUCAAGACAUUUAUUGUACAAAACAAUUCCAGUAGGCAACAUCUUUUGAAGUUUCCAUAUCCUACCACAUGCAACACACCUAUUUCGGAUGUAAGUUUUCAAGAAAUUGUCGACAAUGGAGUCAAGCCGUUUGUUAUUUUGGUUGAGAUACCAUCUAAAGUAAAUAAGCGUAAAAAAAUACUCGAAGAUAUUGAGAAACACCAAGAUAAAUGGGUUCGCAAAGAAAGUUUUGAUCACGGCGAGAUUGUGAUUAUAUUUGAUGCUGAUGCGCUUGCCGGUCCUAAAUACAAGAGGGCUAAAAUUUUGGAACGAGGAGAUGACAGUUCUGAGGUCUUUCUCCUUGACUUUGGAUUUGAAAUAACAGUCGAAAAUAGUUCAAUUGGUAAAAUUAAGGAAAUCAAAAUUGAUGGACAAAAAACUUGUUUCCUUGUUCAACUCACGGGAAGUGUUGAUUUACAAGCUACUACGCAAAAGGAUUUGAUUUCCAAAAUUUUCCGAUUCCAAAAUGAAUAUCCUAAGGCUAAGCACUUGCAUGUAGUUGAUUAGUCAGAGCGAAGUUUCUUUGCAAUUUUUUUUACAAUUCAAACUGUAUUGCAGACUGAAUGGUCAUGAUCCGGACUCAAGUUAUUGAACUUAUAUUUCAACAUUGUUUUCUAUAGCAAAACAUUUUUCGAUUAUCAUAUUAAUAGAAUCCGAACGAAUGAUCUAAACUCAUGAAAUUCAACAACAAGAUAGUUUUUUAGGUACAUAAUCAUACCUGAAGUUUGAUUGUAUUCUGAUGAUUUUUAACACUUUAAUAGCUGCAGCUUCAAAAAAGGCUAUUUCAUGGUUGUAUCAUUAUUAACGAAACGAAAUUAUACUGUUCAAUAAUGAACUUUCGUUGCCUUCAAAUUUUAUUUAACCCUAUUGAACAAAAUUCAUGCAUCAAAAAAGUAUAACCUGUCAUCUUGUAUCAUAAUUUAUCAUCAUAAAGAAAUUAUUUAUAAUAAAAUCACAGAAUGAAAUUAGUCUUUACUUUCAUUGAAAUGGAGAAAAAUGGAUUCAGAUUCAUAAGCAUACUUAU